Molecule: messenger RNA, 1023 nt
Organism: Arabidopsis arenosa
Lineage: Eukaryota; Viridiplantae; Streptophyta; Magnoliopsida; Brassicales; Brassicaceae
Source: the annotation of a GenBank genome assembly
AAAUAAAAAAUCUUCUUCACACACAUCCUUGACCAUUUUUCUUGUUCAUCGCUCUCUUUCUCCUUCACCAAUCCCAGACGAGUAGGAGCUAUGGCGGCACCGAUUGUUGACGCUGAGUACUUGAAGGCGAUCACCAAGGCUCGCCGUGACCUCCGUUCUCUCAUCGCGAACAAGAACUGUGCUCCGAUCAUGCUCCGAUUGGCAUGGCACGAUGCUGGAACUUAUGAUGCUCAAUCGAAGACCGGUGGACCUAAUGGCUCUAUCAGGAACGAAGAAGAGUUCACUCAUGGUGCCAACAGUGGUUUGAAGAUCGCUCUCGAUCUCUGUGAGGGCGUUAAAGCUAAAAAUCCCAAAAUCACAUACGCAGACCUGUAUCAGCUUGCUGGUGUGGUAGCAGUUGAGGUUACUGGUGGACCUGACAUCGUGUUUGUUCCUGGAAGAAAGGAUUCAAAUGUCAGCCCCAAGGAAGGAAGACUUCCUGAUGCCAAACAAGGUUUCCAACAUCUUAGAGAUGUCUUCUACCGCAUGGGACUAUCUGAUAAGGAUAUUGUGGCACUCUCAGGGGGUCAUACUCUGGGAAGGGCUCACCCAGAGAGGUCAGGCUUCGAUGGACCAUGGACUCAAGAGCCGCUGAAGUUUGACAACUCCUACUUCGUGGAACUGCUGAAAGGAGAAUCAGAGGGCUUGUUGAAACUUCCAACUGACAAGACCUUAUUGGAAGACCCGGAGUUUCGUCGUCUUGUUGAGCUUUAUGCAAAGGAUGAAGAUGCAUUCUUCAGAGACUAUGCGGAAUCGCACAAGAAACUGUCUGAGCUUGGUUUCAACCCGAACUCCUCAGCGGGCAAAGCAGUUGCAGACAGCACGAUUCUGGCACAGAGUGCGUUCGGGGUUGCGGUUGCUGCUGCAGUUGUGGCCUUUGGUUACUUUUACGAGAUUCGGAAGAGGAUGAAGUAAACGAAAUAGAAGGAAAGCAUGAAGCAACGGUUCUCUUAUUUGGGCAUUAAAGAAACUAUUAAUCGUCUA